AUGGGAAAAGGUGAAGACUCAAAUGGAUCCGAGGAUGGAGAUUCAUCAAGCGGUUCAAAUAAAUAUAAUUCAUCAUCGACUACUGAAGCCAGCAAAAUGUUAGAAGCUGCUUUAUUACAAAUGGAUGGAAUAAUAUCAGGCACAUGUGCAGACACAACAGAUGGAUCGCAUUCCUUGUGCGAUUGGCGAGAGAUGGAAAAUUGGAACGGGAAAGAUUUGCAUCCGAUAAUUGAAGAGGAAGAUAAGUCUAAAGACUCAAUAUCAGAAUCAGAUAGUUCGACUAUAAAAAACUGGAAGAACCACUGGCGUCGUCAACUUUAUAGUCAAAACAACGCUGACGAAGAUGAAGACUUCCAAGACUACGACGAAGACAUAGACGAAGAAUAUUCCUCCCAAACUUCAACAGAGUCUCUAAAAAAGUGCGAUGACUCAUUCAGGUCCAGUUAUUUCUCUUCGAUAAAAUCCGCCAAGAGCAAGAAAAAAAUCACCCCUGAGUCCGUCGCUAAGGAGAUAAAUGCCAUAAAGAGGUGCAACGGGAGUAAAACGCUUAAUAAACAGUACAAGAAGAACUAUAAUAGUGCGCGAUUGAUCAACAACAGUCGCUUAAUUAACCUAAACACUUGCGGGGCGAAUAUUGGGAACGGAGGUGCUGGUAGUAAUAAUUGUGCUAGUGGCUCGUUGGAUAGAAGAAGAAAGCGGUUACGCAAUCGCAACGAACGCGACCAACGCGCUAAAUCGCAGAGUGAUUUGUGUUAUGAACGCGACCGCGUGACGCCGGUUCAUUAUUGCUCGUUACAGCAGUUUCACUGUCAGUACUCGAGUAAUCCGUGUAUUAAUUGCUUCAAUAAUAAUACUGAGGAACGAUUAAGAAAAUUAGAGAAUGACCGCGCUGGACUCAACAUGGAAGUUGCGGUUCUAUCCGAACAAGUUGACGCGCAAUCGAACAAAAUAAUGGAACUGGAACAUUUACUCCAAGAAAAGAAGAAUUGCCUUCGUCAAUUAGAUGAUGCAUUGCAGCAAGAAAUUUUAUCAAAAAGUGCCCUAGAGACUCAAAAAUUAGAAUUACUAACCUCACUUUCCGAAAUGAAGUUAAAACAAGCGAGUUUGGAGCACGAAAAUAUGACACUGCGCAAUUCCGCUUCCCUCGCUAAUGGAGAAAAAUUCAGCCGACAUACUGGGCAGUACAGCAGUUUGCCCCGUCCGCCGACAGUUCCAAAGAAAGGCGUAGCAUUUGGUAAGAAAUUGUCCGGAACAUCGACACCCCAGUCACAAUCGCAGUCUAGUUUACCGACAAUUAUUUACAACCCGGGUUUAUUGUCGCAAUCGCAAAUGCAAUUACAGUCCCAAUCAAUUUCUCCGCCGGUCAAUGUCAGAGGAAUCAUCUCUUCACGAUGUUUGUCCGCACCACAUUUAGCUGAAGAAGACAAGAUUAUAGCGAACGAAUCGGUGAAUUCGCCGCAAAAACAGUCUCAACGACAACACGAACAAUUUUAUAACAAACAAGAAGAAAUCGAGUCGGUUUCGGUGAUAUCAAAGUCGCUCAAAGAUUUGUCGAUGGAAGAAGUUGAGUAUUGGCUCGCGCAAUUGGGGUUAGAAUGCUACUCCGGCGAACUGAGGCGCUGGGGCGCCACUGGUCCUAAAUUACUGGACUCCACGCCGCAUCAGAUUGAGAAAGAAUUGGAUAUUAAGAAUUCAUUGCACAGGAAGAAAUUAAUGUAUGCUAUUGAGUGCGAACGAUGUAAUGGUGUUGGAUUUUUGGGAUCUGAAAAGAUGGACAAUUCAGCAGUAUUGCGUUGGCUAGACGAUAUAGGUCUCCCUCAACACAAAGAAUCCUUUCAAAGCGCAAAAGUAGACGGCCGAGUAUUGCACCGCUUGACGACAGAAGAUCUGCUGAACCUCGGAGUAAAUGCGCAGCUGCAUGCCGCGAGCCUGCGCCGUGGAAUCCAAGUUCUUCGCGAGCUGAAUUUCGAGUUCGAUAACCUAGAACGCAGAUCAUUAACCGGAGAUGGCGCUGAUGGCAGCAAUAUCGCGCUCUGGACGAACCAUCGAGUAAUGGAGUGGCUCAGAGUUGUCGAUUUAGCGGAGUACGCGCCUAACUUAAGGGGCUCCGGCGUUCACGGGGGACUGAUUGUCCAUGAGGGCCGCUUUACUACCGAGUUACUGGCGGCCAUUUUGAGCAUCCCGCCAUCUAAGACGCUUCUAAGAAGACACCUUACAACUCACUUCAAUGAUAUCUUAGGGCGCGAUGUUGUCCAGCAUAAAAGGGAAAUAGAGAAUACGCUUGGAUUUGUGCCACUUACUCUUACUGCUAGGUUAAAGGUCGCAAAGAAGUCACAGUUUACCUUAAAGCGAAAGAAGAGUAAAAGCGAAGUAGACUACGCGAACUUAGUCUGCCCUCUAGAGGCUUCACCACCAGAUUUGGAAAUCGUUGAGCACCGGAAAAUAAUCGGCUGUAUUUAA
Messenger RNA from Cotesia congregata, 2460 nucleotides. The record is from the annotation of a GenBank genome assembly. Lineage: Eukaryota; Metazoa; Arthropoda; Insecta; Hymenoptera; Braconidae.